AUGGCUUCAUUCAGGAUUGUAGCUGGCCUUGGGGCUCUUGCUGUCGUAAGAGCAUUGGAUAUCGCUCGUUUCAGCCUUAAUACUCGCGGCGAUGGUUUCGUCACCGUUCCCGUGGUACCUCUAAUUCCUAGUGGACUCCAGCGAAGAGCAAUUCCCACCGAUGACCUCACCAAUGAGAAGAUAUUCUAUGCUAUUGAUGUUGAACUGGGCACACCUCCUCAGCUUACGACUGUACUGCUCGACACUGGGUCGGCCGAACUCUGGGUCGACCCUGACUGCUCUGGAAUUGAUCCCACAUCUACCUCGGAUAUCGCCGAAUGCACAGCUAUUCCCAAAUACAUUCCGGCAGACUCAUCAACGGCUGAAGAUCUUGGCGUCUCUGAGACUCUUAAUUAUGGAGACGCUUCUGAUCCUUCAUCACAAACAUCUGUCACGAUCGAAUACUUCACUGACACUUUGACCAUUGGAGGUGCUGGUAUCACGUCACAGAUCUUCGGAGUUGCCACAGCAAGUCAGAACAUUGCCCAAGGCAUUCUUGGUGUUGGGCCUGAUGUCACCUACGGCUUUUCCACAACAGAUCCCUACAGCCUUGUGCUCGAUACUAUGGCUGCAGAGGGUGUCAUUAAUAGUAGAGCUCUUUCCCUUGAUCUUAGGGGCCAGAACGAUCCGGAUGGUACAAUCAUUUUUGGUGGUCUUGACAAGGGCAAGUUUGAAGGAACAUUGAAGAAGCUUCCUAUCAUUCCUGCAGAUGAAAGCCCGGAUGGUGCAUGGCGCUAUUAUGUCUCGUUGACGUCCCUUGGCUCGUCCGUCACUGCAGCCUACAGUGUCCCUGCUGGAGGGCUUGCGGUCUUCCUUGAUAGUGGAAACACUUACAGCCGUCUCCCGCAAGAUCUUGCCCAGGCCAUCUACACGGACCUGAACGGAGUCUAUGACUCGGCAUCCGGUCUAUAUCAAGUUGACUGUGCGCUCCGCAGUUCUGAUGGCACUAUCAGCUUCGGAUUUGGCGACAAGGUCAUCGACGUCACCUUCUCAGACUUCAUACAGGAUUACACCUUCUCUGAUGGGUCACACUACUGUGCUGCUGGUGUGAUUGCCACGAGUUCCGCUCCUGUGCUUGGAGACUCCUUCCUUCGUGCUGCUUAUGCCGUGUUGUGGCUCUUCUCCGUCUGGCACUUCGAGCGCGAGUUUCACCCCUUCCGGGACACCGUCAAACACGGCUACCGAGUCAGCGACACCUACACCAACACCAACGGAGAGCUCUACAGUGACUGUCUCUCCGUCUGA
Phaeoacremonium minimum UCRPA7 is the source of this 1284-nucleotide messenger RNA. RefSeq names its product putative secreted aspartic proteinase protein. The transcript has 6 exons. NCBI's taxonomy places the organism in Eukaryota, Fungi, Ascomycota, Sordariomycetes, Togniniales, Togniniaceae. The record is from RefSeq and is a predicted model, not a curated record. The coding region runs from base 1 to 1284 and encodes 427 amino acids. Gene Ontology annotation, biological process: proteolysis. Gene Ontology annotation, molecular function: aspartic-type endopeptidase activity.